Panicum virgatum (switchgrass) is the source of this 1863-nucleotide messenger RNA. Its product is annotated as cytochrome P450 98A1-like. Bases 42 to 1580 code for a protein of 512 amino acids. Gene Ontology annotation, molecular function: heme binding; oxidoreductase activity, acting on paired donors, with incorporation or reduction of molecular oxygen; monooxygenase activity. The transcript has 3 exons. The record is from RefSeq and is a predicted model, not a curated record. Lineage: Eukaryota; Viridiplantae; Streptophyta; Magnoliopsida; Poales; Poaceae.
UUCCACACACACCAAAUCCCCAACGCCGACGAGCAGCCACCAUGGACGCCUCCCUCUUCAUCUCCGUCGGCCUGGCGGCGGUCCUGAUCCCGCUCUCCCUCGCGCUGCUCAACCGGCUCCGCCUCGGCCGCCUCCCGCCCGGCCCGCGGCCCUGGCCCGUGCUGGGGAACCUGCGGCAGAUCAAGCCGAUCCGGUGCCGCUGCUUCCAGGAGUGGGCGGAGCGGUACGGGCCCAUCAUAUCCGUCUGGUUCGGGUCCGGCCUCACCGUCGUCGUCUCCACCUCGGAGCUCGCCAAGGAGGUGCUCAAGGAGCACGACCAGCAGCUCGCGGACCGGCCGCGGAACCGCUCCACGCAGCGGUUCAGCCGCAACGGGCAGGACCUGAUCUGGGCCGACUACGGCCCGCACUACAUCAAGGUGCGCAAGCUCUGCAACCUCGAGCUCUUCACGCCCAAGCGCCUCGAGGCGCUGCGCCCCAUCCGCGAGGACGAGGUCACCGCCAUGGUCGAGUCCGUCCACCGUGCCGCCACCGCCCCGGGUAAUGAAGGAAAGCCAUUGGUAGUGAGGAACCACCUUUCCAUGGUGGCCUUCAACAACAUAACAAGGCUGGCAUUUGGGAAGCGGUUCAUGAAUGCAAACGGUGAGAUUGAUGAACAAGGGCGUGAAUUUAAGACUAUCGUGAACAAUGGGAUCAGGAUAGGUGCAUCUCUCUCUGUUGCUGAGUUUAUUUGGUAUUUGAGAUGGUUGUGUCCACUUAAUGAGGAGCUUUACAAGACUCACAAUGAGAGGAGGGACCACCUGACAAUGAAGAUCAUUGAAGAGCAUGCUAAAGCUCUCCAGGAGAGUGGUGCCAAACAGCACUUUGUGGAUGCUCUUUUCACCCUCAAACAGCAGUAUGAUCUUAGCGAAGACACAGUUAUUGGACUUCUAUGGGACAUGAUCACUGCUGGAAUGGACACAACAGUCAUCUCAGUCGAGUGGGCGAUGGCAGAGCUGGUCAGGAACCCCAGGGUGCAGAAGAAGCUGCAAGAGGAGCUGGACCGUGUCGUCGGCCGUGACCGCGUCAUGUCGGAGACCGACUUCCAGAACCUCCCCUACCUGCAAGCCGUCGUCAAGGAGUCGCUCCGGCUGCACCCGCCGACGCCGCUCAUGCUCCCUCACAAAGCCAGCACGAACGUCAAGAUCGGUGGUUACAACAUCCCCAAGGGCGCCAACGUGAUGGUGAACGUCUGGGCUGUGGCGCGUGACCCCAAGGUGUGGAGCAACCCGCUGGAGUACAGGCCGGAGCGCUUCCUGGAGGAGAACAUCGACAUCAAGGGCAGCGACUUCAGGGUGCUGCCGUUCGGCGCGGGCCGGCGGGUGUGCCCCGGCGCGCAGCUCGGCAUCAACCUCGUGGCCUCCAUGAUCGGGCACCUCCUGCACCACUUCGAGUGGUCGCUGCCGAGCGGCACCAGACCGGAGGACGUCAACAUGAUGGAAUCCCCCGGGCUCGUCACGUUCAUGGGCACUUCGCUGCAGGCCGUCGCCAAGCCGCGCCUGGAGAACGAGGAGCUGUACAAGAGGGUCCCCGUCGAGAUGUGAGCUGCCUGCCGCCGCUUUGAAUUCACUCCUCGAUCGGCUUGGGCUUUUCUUCUUCCUGCUGUGGUUAUAUACUGCUGCCGCUUUCCUCGCCAAAAAAAAAAAUACUGCUUUCAGCUAGGUGCUUCAUAGAGUGUUGUAUAAUGUGUGGUGUUUAGUUGCAUUUUUAAUCUCAUAAAAAUGGCACACGCGGAUCCUUCAAAUGAUGAUUAUACACUCACCUUCUUUCCUUAUAGAUUUUUAAUGUCUGGUAAUCAUAAGUGAAAAUAUCGUUUUACACCAUGUA